AUGGCUCCCUCGUUGCCCGUCUAUUCCAGAGAGGAGCUACGGGACCAUUACCCGCAUUUGUUUCCGGAGCGAUUAGUGGACGAAAAGGGCAGAGAGAAGUUGAACUUGGACAACUGCAAGCUGUGGUCGCUGACGCAGCACCAGUGCACGUUUGACGGAGACAAGACGAUAUGCGUGCCGUUCAAACGGGUUUUCGCACGGUGCAAAGACACAGAAUAUUACUCCAGGAAAGAGCUGAGUGGGUUCAGACUGCUUCCUGAGCAGAGGGGUGAGAAAGAGACGGAAACGUACCGCAACAUCGAGAUCACCACCGAGAAAGAUAACCCUUACAGCGCCCAGGACCCGUUACUGGCGGACUUUUUGCGUGCAGACAAAGUGCUGCACCAGAAAAUGAACCAGUACUACGAGAAUAUCAUCAAAGAGUCGCAGAAUUAG
Ogataea parapolymorpha DL-1 is the source of this 435-nucleotide messenger RNA. RefSeq lists its product as uncharacterized. Gene Ontology annotation, cellular component: mitochondrial inner membrane peptidase complex. NCBI's taxonomy places the organism in Eukaryota, Fungi, Ascomycota, Pichiomycetes, Pichiales, Pichiaceae. The record is from RefSeq and is a predicted model, not a curated record. The transcript has a single exon. Bases 1 to 435 code for a protein of 144 amino acids.